Rhizophagus irregularis DAOM 181602=DAOM 197198 is the source of this 1339-nucleotide messenger RNA. RefSeq lists its product as uncharacterized. Gene Ontology annotation, cellular component: cytoplasmic exosome (RNase complex); nuclear exosome (RNase complex). Gene Ontology annotation, biological process: nuclear mRNA surveillance; U1 snRNA 3'-end processing; U4 snRNA 3'-end processing. The record is from RefSeq and is a predicted model, not a curated record. Gene Ontology annotation, molecular function: mRNA 3'-UTR AU-rich region binding. NCBI's taxonomy places the organism in Eukaryota, Fungi, Glomeromycota, Glomeromycetes, Glomerales, Glomeraceae.
CCUAUUAAACACGCAUCUUUACUAUGGUUAAAGAAUUUGAGUCUUCGAUUAAUGAAAAAGACUUUAUAUUGCAAGGAAUAAAAGAAGGUUUACGUCUUGAUAAUCGCGAUAUAUAUGAUUUCAGACAAUUAGGUAUUACAUUUGGUCCAGAUUAUGGUCGCUCUGAAGUAACGUUAGGAAACACUAGGGUGUUGGCUAAAGUUUCUUGUGAAGUAAUGCGACCUUAUCAAGAUCGCCCUGCUGAAGGCAUGAUAACUUUGAGUACAGAAAUGUCACCAAUGGCUUUUCCUUCUGUAGAACCUGGAAGACCUUCCGAAGAGGAAAUUCUUGUAAGUCGCAUACUUGAAAAAGCUAUAAAAAGAAGUCGAGCUAUCGAUACUGAAGGAUUAUGUAUUGUUGCUAAUGAGAAAGUGUGGUCAAUACGCGUUGACAUACAUUUUCUUGAUCACGAUGGAAAUAUAAUCGACGCGGCUUGCAUUGCUGCGAUAUCUGCUCUUGCUCAUUUUAGAAGACCUGAUAUUACUGUCAUAGGAGAAGAAGUGACAAUACAUUCAAUUGAACAAAGAAAUCCUGUUCCAUUAAGUAUACAUCAUAUGCCAAUUUGCGUAACAUUUGCUUUCUUUGAGAAUGGAGAAUAUGUUGUUGUAGAUCCUACUUUACAAGAAGAACAAAUUCGUCAAGGAGAUAUGACAAUGACAUUAAACAUUCAUAAAGAAAUUUGUGCUUUAUCAAAAGCUGGAGGUACACCUUUAAAAAUGGAAACGAUUAUAAAUUGCUCUCAAAUUGCUACUACAAAAGCAAAGUGGAUAACUGAGCAAAUUCAAGCUGCUUUAGAUGCCGAAAAAUCAAAAAAAUAAAUUGGUUCUUGGUUUAUAUUGUUCUUUUGUGUUAUAGUAAUAGCGGUAACAAUUUAACCAUGAAUGAGUUAUAUUAAUGAAAUUAGUCUACUUGUAAUAAUAACUAAUGUAAUAAUAAAUUUUAUUUAAAAUUUUGCUGAAAAUUUGGCCCAUAAUAUUCUAAUACUUUUCAAUAAACCAUAUCAGACUUGAAAUCAUAACUAAGAAACUUCGUAUCUUGUCAGACACCUUGCAUUAUUGGUUAAAAGCAAGGAAAAAUUCCUGCUAAAAUAUCUCCUUCUGGUACUUGCUUUUACGGCGAAAUUUUGGUAGCAAGUUUCAACCAUACUUGAGUAUCUAGUAAGAAGACCUUGAAUGGCAAAAAUAUGGACCUCUCAAAAAUUGUGGUAAUUGACGGAUCCAGUUUCGGAUAUCCGCGGAUCAUCCGUGAUCCGUCGGGUAUAUAGAUCAUCGACGAAUAUAUUUCACUAUCUUACUUUUAU